AUGGGAAAAUCAAAUCGAGAUGGCCAUGAUUUAUGCGACAACGCACAGGGGAAGCGACAAUACACCGAAGAGAGCCCUCAAACUCUUAAGGCUGGCUCUGGUGAUGGGGUUAUUCCAAGAAAAAUGUCACCAGGCGUACAUAACCACCGGCUUCCCUUGAGAAAAUGGCAACAAAACUGGACAGAAAUACAUUGCCACUCUGGACAAAAGAAAUCGGACAGAUUUCACACCUAUUGGACAUAUUUUCCCAUGCAGUCAAGUUGA
This is a messenger RNA of Lactuca virosa, 264 nucleotides long. The record is from the annotation of a GenBank genome assembly. Lineage: Eukaryota; Viridiplantae; Streptophyta; Magnoliopsida; Asterales; Asteraceae.